AUGAAUGAUUCAGGCGAGGUCGUGCUCUCGCCAAUCAGCGCAGGCCACUGGGCCACUGGGCCACUGGUCACCUCCACGGUGAUCGUGGAUCCCGACAUCUUGUCGAGCGCCAGCGUUACCACUGUCCGUCCUUUUGUCCAUGCUCCGUGCUCCAUGCUCCGUGCUCCGUCCGCGGAGAACGCUCCGGAGCGGGCAUGGUCUGCUUUGGCGCCCGCGAGACACGGCGCUAGCGUGUGUAUAGGCAAGAUGAACGUGCAGUCGAUCUUUCUUCCGGGACAAUGCAAUGCAAGGUUAAAUUCGGGGUUGCACGGCCCCGGGCUCGACUCGCGCCCAGAUCCUGGGCUGCGUCCCGUUGGACCCGUGGUCGAGGUCGAGGUCAAGGUCAAGGUCAAGGUCACGUCUACUCCGAACACCCUAGUCAAGCCAGCGGACACCCUCGAAGGCAUAACCCAUUCGACUGCCAUGGCCAUGGCCAUGGCCCAACAUCCUUUCAUGCGCCAGCUUCUGCCACGCCCGCACCCACCUCGUCUCUUCUCGGGCGAAUCACCCGUCUGUACAACACAUCCCCGACACUCUCGGGCCAGGGACCCCUGGCCACGAAUCCCCGACUUCAAUUCCUCUUCCGGUCCCUGUCCGACGCCAUAG
Messenger RNA from Penicillium canariense, 645 nucleotides. RefSeq lists its product as uncharacterized. NCBI's taxonomy places the organism in Eukaryota, Fungi, Ascomycota, Eurotiomycetes, Eurotiales, Aspergillaceae. Bases 1 to 645 code for a protein of 214 amino acids. The transcript has 3 exons. The record is from RefSeq and is a predicted model, not a curated record.